AUGGAAGUUAGUUCUGACAAUAUUUGGCAAAUGACAGAAUUGGUGGCUCGAACUGGCCGCCAACUGCAACGUUAUGAAGCCGGUUGUCGGCUUGUCGCCGGGUGUAUUCCUUUUAAGUAUAGAAAUUCCAUAGAAAAUGAGGAUGGCAAAUCUGAGAAGGUUGUUGAGGUUCUCAUGAUCAAUGCAAACAGUGGGCCUGGUCUUCUCUUCCCAAAGGGUGGUUGGGAAAAUGAUGAAACCGUUGAAGAGGCAGCAGCACGUGAAGCUCUAGAAGAAGCUGGAGUACGUGGUGAUUUACUGCAUUUUCUGGGACAUUAUGAAUUCAAAAGCAAAACCCUCCAAGACGAGUAUAGUUCAGAAGGUCUGUGUAAAGCGUCCAUGUUUGCGUUGCUUGUGAAAGAGGAGCUCCAAUCUUGGCCAGAACAGAGCACUAGACAGAGAAGUUGGCUAACGAUUCCUGAAGCUGGAAAGUGCUGCCGGUAUAAAUGGAUGAAGGAUGCUCUCGAGGAAGGUUUCACAAAAUGGCAUGAUUAUCAAAUGAUAAGCAGAUCAAAGAAAGCCAAUGAUGUAAAUUUGUCUGUUUCAUCUCCGGAAGAGCAUUGA
This is a messenger RNA of Dovyalis caffra, 603 nucleotides long. Lineage: Eukaryota; Viridiplantae; Streptophyta; Magnoliopsida; Malpighiales; Salicaceae. The record is from the annotation of a GenBank genome assembly.